AUGAAAUUCACUACAACAGCAGCAGCAGCAGCAGCAGCUACCACUUUCUUCGGGUUAUCCUUAGCUCAAGUCAAAUACGAAUACGUCCAUGUCACAAACUAUGUCACUGUUGGCGCUAAUGGACAGGCCACCACAACCACCCAAGCACAACAAACCCCGGAACAACCCUCAGCAUCAACUUGGGUUUUCUCAACCAACAUUUUAGGACAAAAUAUUGCAUUCACUAGUGUUGUCACCAACCCUGCUGAGGCAGGUGCCACUUUGUACCGUGAAAACUUGGUUAUCCAAAGCGGAGAUUCCUUGACUACUGAAAAAGUAGCAGUUAUUGCCAAUCCAUCUACUUUGACAACAUCAACCUUGUCUGAGGAUGAAGCUUCCUCUGAGUCGGGUUCAGCCCUUGUUUCAUUCACCCCUUCAUCCCAAUCUUCACAACCAACUCAACAAGCUGCUGAAGCUACAUCUACCUCAGCUACUUCUACAUCUACCUCAGGUACGUCUACCUCAGCUCCAACGACUACUUCUCAACAACAAACCACUUCGCAACAAUCAGCUGCUCCAGCCACCACCUCAUCUUCCUCAUCACCUUCAUCCACUUCAUCCACUUCAAGUGGUGACUUUGGAAAUGUUCAAGAUGAAUCUUUCUCUAAAGACAUUCUCGAUGCACACAACUCCAAGCGUGCUUUACACGGUGUUUCUGCUUUAUCUUGGGAUCAAGAUGCAUAUCAAUACGCUCAAAACUACGCCAACCAGUACUCUUGUUCUGGAAACUUGCAACACUCUGGUGGUAAAUAUGGUGAAAACUUGGGUGUUGGUUACAAGUCCGGUUCGACUGUUGUUGACGCUUGGUACGAUGAAGGAAACAACUACAACUACAACACCGCCUCUUCCUUUGAUCACUUUACUCAAGUAGUCUGGGAAGGUACCACCAAGGUUGGUUGCGCAUACAAGGACUGUAGCGCUCAAAACUGGGGUAAGUACAUCAUUUGCUCCUAUGACCCUGCUGGAAACAUUGUUGGUCAAGGAAAAGCCAACAUCAAGGCAUUGGUGUAA
Molecule: messenger RNA, 1050 nt
Organism: Lodderomyces theae
Lineage: Eukaryota; Fungi; Ascomycota; Pichiomycetes; Serinales; Debaryomycetaceae
Product: CAP domain-containing protein
Exons: 1
Coding region: 1-1050 (349 amino acids)
Cellular component (GO): extracellular region
Source: RefSeq, a predicted model, not a curated record